Brassica rapa (field mustard) is the source of this 2188-nucleotide messenger RNA. RefSeq names its product ureide permease 4. Lineage: Eukaryota; Viridiplantae; Streptophyta; Magnoliopsida; Brassicales; Brassicaceae. Gene Ontology annotation, cellular component: membrane. Gene Ontology annotation, molecular function: allantoin:proton symporter activity; uracil:monoatomic cation symporter activity. The record is from RefSeq and is a predicted model, not a curated record. Gene Ontology annotation, biological process: nitrogen compound transport.
GCUGUAUGUUUACAUGUUAUUUAUAAUUUUUGAAAAUUAGUAAUAUUAAAAUAUAAAACUAUAUUUUAUGCCACGUGUCAUCUUUCGGGAGAAGUUUUUUUUGCUGAUGUGGACGCUCUAUGGAGCUUCAAAAGGUCCCUUUUAUUAGUAAGGAUUACGUAAAACUCACAUGGGCCUUAAUAAUGCCUGUUACACUAAACUGUUUAUUAAACUCACUAAGAGCUGUUGUAUAAAGCCGACAACAUACUCAAGAGAAAAACGAGGAAAAACAAAUUACUAUAUAACAUUGUUUUGGAACACAUCUAUAUAAUUAACAGAGUGUAAUACUUUCAUAACUAUAUUUAUCUAUUAGUCUUGUGACGUUGUGGCAAAAAUAGGAACAAUUGCACGUUUUGACCAUUAUGUCUCUCUGAUUUUACCCAAAACGCCCAAAAGGUUUGAAUACUGCAAAUCUCACAUAUUCUCUGUUUUUAGUAACAUGUGAAGAAAUAGUUGACCACCUGUCAAACUCAGACUCAAAGUCCAAGUUUGUCUGAGCUCUUGUUUGGUCUUAUUAGGCUGAAAACGCCGAUUUGUCUUAAUGUUCUCUGUUGACAUAAACUCUGAUAUGUACACAUGUAACUUUCUCCAAGCAACCAUCACAACAUACAUGCGGUUAUAGAGAAGAUCCGGUUAAGAUAAACCGGACUGGACUCAAAAGCGGUGGGGUAUAACCGGGCAAGAGGCAAAGCCCAUAAAUACCAAGAGAAAAGAGUGAGUCUUUGUGUUGAAGAAACACAAGAAGAUGUAUGUGAUUGAGAGCAAAACAGCAGCUAUAGGAUGUAUGAUACUUUCGUUAUGUUGUUUGGGAAGUUGGCCAGCGAUUUUGACUCUUUUGGAGAGAAGAGGUCGUCUUCCUCAACAUACUUUUCUUGAUUUCACAACCGCUAACCUCUUGUCCGCGAUUGUGAUCGCAUUUACACUCGGUGAGGUUGGAAAAAGCACGUUUCAAACGCCUGACUUCACCACUCAGCUCCUUCAAGAUAAUUGGCCGUCGGUGUUGCUUGCAGUCGUUGGCGGCGUGCUUUUAAGCGUUGGGAAUUUAGCGACUCAAUACGCUUUAGCGUUUGCCGGUUUACCGGUUACCGAAGUUAUAACCGCAAGCAUCACCGUUGUCAUUGGAACCACGUUGAAUUAUUUCUUGGACGACAAGAUAAACAGAGCGGAGGUUCUUUUCCCAGGAGUAGGCUGCUUCUUGAUCGCUGUCUUCCUUGGCGCUGCUGUUCACUAUUCUAAUGCAGCUGAUGUCAAAGCUAAACUAGAGUCUUUACCUAGCGAGUAUAAAGCUGGGACACACAGGGAAGGGGAUUUCUAUUCUUCCAUUAAAAAAGGUGAGGACAACCCUGAAAAAGGUUUGUCCUUACCCUUAACAGAGGAAACUGAUCUCGAGUCUCAUGAGCAACCAGUAGAAAAAGCGAAAGCGGGGACUGCAGGAUUCUUUGUAGAGCUAGAGAACAAAAGAGCAAUCAAGGUCUUUGGAAAGAGCAUAAUGAUCGGACUCUUUUUAACGCUCUUCGCUGGAACCUGCCUCUCUUUGUUCUCUCCUGCAUUCAACUUGGCAACAAAUGAUCAGUGGAGCACAUUGCCAAAAGGCGUGCCUAAGCUUGUUGUCUACACGGCCUUCUUUUACUUCUCCAUCGCGGGUUUUCUCAUCGCUCUGAUUCUAAACCUCAUCUUUCUUUACCGGCCUAUGGCAGGCUUAGCGAGAUCAUCGCUUAAGAAAUAUGUAAAAGACUCUAAAGGUAGAAGUUGGGCUGUUUUUGCUGGCUUCUUGUGUGGGUUUGGUAAUGGUUUGCAGUUUAUGGGAGGUCAAGCUGCUGGAUACGCGGCUGCAGACUCUGUCCAAGCACUACCUCUUGUGAGCACAUUUUGGGGUAUAAUUUUGUUUGGAGAGUAUCGGAGAUCGUCCAGAAGAACUUAUGUACUUCUGGUUAGCAUGUUGCUCAUGUUUGUGGCGGCAGUGGCCAUUCUCAUGGCGUCUUCUGGUCGCCGUGGUCACCGGAAAUGAUGACAUAUUUUCUUAUAUAGUUUUAGUAUACGUUUGAGGACUCGUUAUGAAUAUCAAUAAUCGAAUGUUACGUUUAUUUUUAUUUUCUAAUCAAGUUGGAAAAUAUUUGGUAUAUUUCUAAAGUACAUUAUAGUUUCCUCA